CCGUGCAUUCUGCAUUUACGCGGAGGCCGUGAACGUGCGUGUAUCGUUUCGUACAUUUACUCGGAGAAGCCCACUUUACCGAUCGAAGGUUAGAUCGUCAGCCGACAAAGCUGACGAGCUUUCGAGGAGAGCUUGUUUCUGUGAGCGCGAAAACUUCCCUAUUGGUGGCCCUACCCUAUACGGUUCGUAGGUGCACGGGUGUUGGCUAUCGAUCCCUCUGUCCCGAUUUCCUGCAUGUUCAUUGGCGCCUCGGUUGCUAACAGUGCGUCGUAUGGUACAGUGCGGGCUCCGUUCGAUCAGUGCUGUGGCCUUACUGUUACGCUCAAGAUAUUUGUGCAAUUUUUCCCGUUACCACUGGGUGAUUCUUUCUCGUACGGACAAGAACGCGUGUCUGACGGAUUUUUUAUUGGUGGUGGUUGGUCUGCCGGUAUCCUUGAAAAACAAUGGAGGAGUGAUCGUGUCUAUACUCUUCUGGUAUUCUUCAUCCCCCAUGGGCAAACAGCACGAUUCAUCGACUGGCAACGAAAACAUUAAAAACGAACGAGCUAGCCUAGGAUCAUGGAAUUCUACGACGUGGGAAGCAGCGACCUUAGGGAAUUGUGGGAGUCUUACCUCUGUGAACCGGGCCUCGGUCAGGACAUUUUACUGGUGGCCAAGGAAGAAGAAUGGGGUAAUGGAUUGAGCGUAAGAGACAAGUCCUCUCUAGGAGUGGUGUUGAGGGACCGUUUGAUGACGGACGCCGCCCUCGGAGGUCCACGACCGAUUAAAUCGGAACACAAUUACAGCCUGUUGGCUUCCAGCCCUCCGCCAAGCCCCGCGACACCCGGUGCCAACCCUCACACCCCUAACUCCGGAUCGUCAGCCGAUAGGGUUGGCGCGUCCCUCUCGAGUACCACUUCCUCUAUCGAUUCGAGCAAUUUGGAUCACCAUAAAUCGUUGGACAUUCGUAGCAGAAUCGACGACAUGGAGGAGGAGUGUUUCCCGGCAAUAUCGAUGAACACCGCAUCGGGACGCGGUGAACUCUCGUCCUCGACGUCGUCCUCGUCUACCUCAACAAUUAUUCUAAAGAGAAGCAACAGUCUAGUACCUGAAGAGAUGGAGUGCACCGAGAUCAAAGGAGAACCGAUCAGCGCACCCAAUAGUCCAUCGGAAUCUUGUCAAACGACGAUAGUCGAGGACAAAGGCACGAUAACAAUGAUGUUCCCUCAAAGUCUACAUUUUUCCAAAAACCAGCUGGCACAGACCAGCGACAGCGAAGAAGAUGACGAGGAAUAUUAUCAGAGCAUGGAAGUGGAAGAGUACAACGAAGCGAGCUGCGACGAAAAGCCAGGGAAUUUGCACGCUUCCAGACAAGGUCUACCGCCAACACCGCCCAGCAGUGCAAGCUCCGACAGCGAGGGCACCGCUUCCGCUUCCUGCUCGCCGGAACGACGCGACUCUCAGAGCUCCGCGCACGCACAGAAUCUCAGGGGUUUGCUCACGCCCAGGCUGUACGUGACGAACGGUACACACACAACCAGACAGCCCAUACACACACCCUUGAUUUCCUGUCAGCCGAAAGGAUCUACCGGAGUCCUAACGUUGACCGAGGAAGAAAAGAGGACGUUGAUCGCGGAAGGUUAUCCAGUACCUACGAAAUUGCCGUUAACCAAACAGGAAGAGAAGUCUCUGAAGAAGGUUCGCAGGAAAAUCAAGAACAAGAUAUCAGCGCAGGAAUCGCGACGGAAGAAGAAGGAAUACAUGGACGGCCUAGAAAGAAGGGUUACCAUGUUGACCAACGAGAAUUCCUCGUACAGGGACCGACUAACCGCCCUCGAGGACACGAAUCGCGAGUUGCUGAAGGAACUACAACGUCUACAAGCUUUGCUUCAAAUGCAGAACUCUUAGAUCCCCUAUUUUUCCCUCGUAAACUUCGAGCCAAACGAUAAAAUGCCAACGAUAUCAAUCGAAAUUCGAUGUCGAGACAUCGAUAUGGUCCAAAGGUUUCUUAGAGAAAGAGAUAAAUAUAAUUGAGGAUAGUUUGAUCAAGACUGGAGGCUAAAAGAGUCUCUGACCUCCUCGUUCGUAAUACGGUGUUCCUGAUCGUCGAAAUUAGAACUGUUCUUUUCCCUCGAUACUGUUUUAUCGAACAGAUUCGACGUCCUGUAGCUCGUCUAAUUACAGGCGAGUUACUUAUUUUCCAGGGAACAGUGCAAUUCCUUUACAUUCCUGUAAAGUCUUCCUCGCGUAGAGAAAAUGGAUCGUGUAAGUAUUUUAAAGGCUCGAUCUUUGCCUAUGAAUCGACGUCGUCUUCCCAGAGGAAUCGAUGAAGGUUUUUUAGUACCGGGAGUGCCUUGAUUCGAUGCUUCUUCCCUUGUGAAUAACCAUUAGAAUAUUUUUUUCUUUCCCUCUUUUAAUAUUUUUUACUUUCUAUUUUUGAAUGCUUAAGGAAGAUCGUGACAGACGUCAUUUAGGAAGUCUGUAACGCAAUUUAGAAGAAUUUUUUAAUAUGAAAAAUUGGGGUCAUCGAUGAAACAAAUCAAGAAAAUCCUAAAUAUUAAUUUUGUAAAGUAGCAAAUUGAAAAAUGAAAUCUUUUUCUACCGUAACAUACAAUGCAUUAAUUUUGAAAUAUUUAAUAAGAAAUCAGAUUCUUAGCGUUUUUAUUUCAAUAUAAAAUAGCAGAUAUCGCCAUUGAGUAGAACUAUUGAUGACCUACCAAUCAACAAACUGUAUUAGCAUACAUUAUUAUUAAUUAAACGAAGAUCGAAUUCUUGUUCCCUCUUUUAUAUGCUUACGAUUAUUCGCCACGAAGUUCGAUAAACGAGGUAAAUUAAUCAUCAUCGAUCGCUAAAGUAUUUAACAAGAUUGAACUGAACGUUAAAGGUCUGCGUUGUUGAUGUUUAAUCCUUCGAUUUUCGUCCAAGAUCGAUCGUGAAUUCUAGGAGUAUUACACGAUUGAUCGUGAUCGAUAGAGAAAUAUUACUACGUUUAGAAAAUGAUUAGAAUAUAAUUAAUUCGUGACGAAAAUAGAUUUGUACAUUGUAUUUGUGAAACGAAUAUCGUUUGUCGAGCCACCUUUCGUUACUGUAUAAGCUCGUUCCAUUAGAAUUUUAAGGAUAAUGCAAUUGAUCUUCUUCGAAUAAUAAAUGAAAUGAAACUUUUCAUAUUUUAUUCUAUAAAGAGUAUCGAUUCGAUCAACGGCUUAAUUAUUGCGAAAAAUCGUCUAAUUUAAUUUAAGUUAUACAACGAGAUGAUUACGAAUCUUUAUGCAAUUAUAUUGGAAUUUACUAAACAAGUACUGUCUAGAAUAAAAUAAAACAUUGAGAAUACCGGAAGUAAACUGAUUGUUUAAGUAAAGUUAACUAAUUUAUAUAUUUGCAUAAAUAUCCGUGGUCUAAUUGGGAGAAUCAUUUCGAUGCAUCGAAUGCCAUGCAAGGAAGACAGAAAUUUUCUAACAUAUUCUUUGGGAAAGAAACAACUACGCAACGGAUAAAGGAUCACUCCAAGUAUUUUUGGAAACGAACCAGCGUUUUCCGUAUAUUUUCCUUUGCUAUUUAAAGCUCGAAGCUGAAUCUCUGCGACGUAAAAGCGCUUUUACACGAAAUUCGUUAAAUGUUCGUGUUAUGAAGCUCACUCUUCAUCUUCAUCCAUAAAAUUCAAAUCAAAUUUUCGAUUCUACAUUUACCUUGCAUGGCGCGAAACUGAUCAAACCAGAUCCUUUGUUCCAUGAAAUUGUUAAAAGUUAAGGUGCUGUUGAUAGUUUGUUUAACAGAAAUAAAAAAUGAAAAAAAUCAUAGGGACCAGUUCGUGUUGUACUGUGUACCAUGAAAAAUCGUGUUCGAAAAUCUUUUUCAUUCAAGAAGAGGAUCACAAAUUCGUGUAUGUACAAAAUGCCAAUUCAAUGUCGUUCCAUCGCGAACACACGGAAACAUUAAAAUUUAAUAUAUUCUAUAAACGAAGCUUUAUAUAAAUAAUUCUAUGUAUACAUACGUAUAGAUGAUAUAUAUAUAUAUAUAUACAAAAUAAGAUAUUUCUAUAUAAACAGAUAAUAUAUGUAUACACUACGCGAAUUAAGUACCAUACACAUUCGGUGUGCUAUCAUGUUUGUGCGUGUAUGUAUGUGUGCAUGUGUGUGUGUGUUACACAUCAGCUCGUUAAAUACGAAAUUAUGUCGCGUCGUUCGUGAAAUUCAUUACACGCAUAUAUUUAUCCGCAAAGGUUCGAUUUAUCCUAUUAUCUGUACGAAUAAGUGUCUACGCGAUGGCAGUGAGCGAAGCAACGUGGUCGGUGUAGCACAUCGUUCGCGUUCACUUUCAAAACGUGUAUCACGAUGAAUAAACACAUGUGACUUAAUUA
Messenger RNA from Osmia lignaria (orchard mason bee), 4336 nucleotides. RefSeq names its product Cyclic-AMP response element binding protein A (gene CrebA). Gene Ontology annotation, biological process: regulation of transcription by RNA polymerase II. The record is from RefSeq and is a predicted model, not a curated record. Gene Ontology annotation, molecular function: DNA-binding transcription factor activity, RNA polymerase II-specific; cAMP response element binding. Lineage: Eukaryota; Metazoa; Arthropoda; Insecta; Hymenoptera; Megachilidae.